AUGGACGAGUACGAUUUGGUCAUCACCAACGCCGUCUGCGUCACGGCGGCAGAUGUUUCGCCAUAUGAUGUUGCCAUUAAAGACGAGAAAAUCGCCCUCUUGGCACCAUCGGGGUCGCUGAAAAAUGCAAAGACGAAAAGAUUAAUCGACGCCGAAGGUGGAUAUGUCAUGCCAGGUGGGAUAGACUGUCAUGUCCACCUCGAAGAGCCCAGCAUGUUUGGAAAGGGCAGUUCCGCAGACAGCUUUGAGACGGGCACCCGAUCUGCCGUCGCUGGAGGAAACACCACCAUUGUUGCCUUUGCACCGCAACAAAAGACUCAGGACUCUCUUUUGGAGGCAUUGGGAAACACCCACAAGCUGGCCAAGGAUAACUGCUACUGCGAUUAUGGCUUUCACCUGCUCGUGUCGAAUCCUGGACCAAAGGCACUAUCGGAAUUCGAUCAGUUGGUCGAUAGCGAGGGUAUCACCUCGCUCAAGAUCUACAUGACUUAUACGGCUCUUCAACUUCGCGACAAUGAGAUCCUGUCCGUCCUACUCGCCGCCCGGCAACGGCACAUUUUGACCAUGAUCCAUGCCGAGAACGGCGACGUGCUGGAAUGGCUGACGGACCAGCUCGAGGCCCAGGGCAAGCUGGCGCCCAAGUACCACUCCAACUCGCGCCCUCCCAUUCUCGAGUCCGAGGCGACCAACCGCGCCAUUGCGCUCUCGUCGCUCAUUGCCAACACGCCCAUCCUGCUGGUGCACGUGAGCGACCCGGCCGCGGCGCUGCGCAUCCGCCAGGCGCAGACGGCGGGCCAGCCCAUCUUCGCCGAGACGUGCCCGCAGUACCUGUUCCUGACGCGCGACGACCUCGACAAGCCCGGCUUCGAGGGCGCCAAGUGCGUCUGCUCGCCGCCGCCGCGCAACGUCGAGGACCAGCUGCAGAUCUGGACCGGCCUGCGCAACGGCACCUUUGCCGUGCUGAGCUCCGACCACUGCCCUUUCCGCUUUGACGACGCCGUCACGGGCAAGAAGACGUGCGUCACGCAUGAACACCCCGUCGGCAAGUUUCGCUACAUCCCCAAUGGCCUGCCGGGUAUCGAGACGAGAAUGCCGCUGGCCUUUUCCGCUCGGAAACUCGCCUUGACAAAGUUUGUCGAGGUUACCAGUACCAAUGCCGCCAAGCUGUAUGGACUGUACCCCAAGAAGGGCAGCAUGAUCCCCGGUGUGUCGGAUGCUGAUCUGGUCAUCUGGUAUCCGGAUGGCAAGUUGGACGGUCUGGAAGUCACCAACAGCAUGCUUCAUCAUGACGUGGACUACACGCCAUACGAAGGCCGCAAAGUGAAUAACUGGCCCCGAUACACCAUCAUUCGUGGCAAGGUUGUAUGGGAUCGCGAUGGCGAAGGUCUUGUAGGAACUAAAGGAUACGGUCAAUUUGUUAAGAGAAAGCAAGGUACAUUGAAUGAGAUCUGGGAAACCGUAGACGAGCAGGGGGCAUUUGAUUUGGAAAAUCUAUAG
Pestalotiopsis fici W106-1 is the source of this 1497-nucleotide messenger RNA. RefSeq lists its product as uncharacterized. NCBI's taxonomy places the organism in Eukaryota, Fungi, Ascomycota, Sordariomycetes, Amphisphaeriales, Sporocadaceae. The record is from RefSeq and is a predicted model, not a curated record. Gene Ontology annotation, molecular function: hydrolase activity, acting on carbon-nitrogen (but not peptide) bonds. Gene Ontology annotation, cellular component: cytoplasm. The coding region runs from base 1 to 1497 and encodes 498 amino acids. The transcript has a single exon.